AUGGCCCCGCACGCCACCGAAGCUCCCCCCGCCGCCUCUUCCCAGGUGCCUCCCAUCACGGUCAUAGCCUCGUCCCGCGCCGUGGUGUCCGGCCGUCUCACCGAAGCGACCAUUGUUGUCUCUACCAUCACCGGAAAGAUCACGUCAAUCUUCCACUCCGUCCUGCCGCCCUCGGAUUUUCCUGCUGGGACUCCUUAUGUCGACUACUCCCCCAAGAUCCUUCUUCCCGGCCUCGUCGACGCCCACGUGCACCUAAACGAGCCCGGACGCACCGAAUGGGAGGGCUUCUGGACCGGCACUCGUGCCGCCGCCUUUGGCGGCGUGACCACCGUCGUCGACAUGCCGCUUAAUGCCAUCCCGCCUACCACGACGGUCGAGAACUUGAAGACCAAGGUCGACGCCGCUCAGGGCAAGUGCUGGGUGGACGUCGGCUUCUACGGUGGCAUCAUCCCGGGCAACGACCAGGAGUUGAAGGCGCUCGUCAAGGCCGGCGUGAGGGGCUUCAAGGGUUUCCUCAUCGAGAGUGGAGUUGACGAAUUCCCGGCCGUCGCUUCUGCCGAUAUCAGAAAGGUGUUGGCCGAGCUGGCCGACGAGCCCACCACGGUCAUGUUCCACGCCGAGAUGAUCCCUCCCAUCACCGCCUCCGUCGGCGACGACGUCCAAGCCUCGGAACCGCCUCUCCAACCCUCCGGACCUCUGACCACCUACCAGACCUUCCUGGACUCACGCCCCCCUUCGUUCGAGACGUACGCCAUUGCCGAAAUCCUCUCCCUCGCCCACCUCGCCCCCGAGCUCGACCUGCACAUCGUGCAUCUCUCGGCCAUCCAAGCCAUUCCGAUGCUGCGGGAGGCACGUGCCAAGGGCGUCAAGAUCACGGCCGAGACGUGCUUCCACUACCUCAGCUUGGCCGCCGAGUCGGUCAAGGAGGGCGACACGCGCCACAAGUGCUGCCCGCCGAUCCGCGAGCAGUCGAACCAGGACGGCCUGUGGACCGAGCUGACGCGCCCCGACGACAGCGUCAUCAAGACCAUCGUGUCGGACCACUCGCCCUGCACGCCGGACCUCAAGCUGCUGCCCGCCAAGCUGGCCGAGCUGGGCUGCACCGACCCGCACAACGUCGACGGCGCCGACGGCGACUUCUUCAGCGCCUGGGGCGGCAUCAGCAGCGUCGGCCUGGGCCUGAGCAUCCUGUGGACCGAGGCCAAGGACCGCAACAUCACCAUCGAGGACGUCGUCCGGUGGUGCUGCAAGAACACGGCCAAGCAGGUCGGCCUGGAGGACACAAAGGGCGACCUGGGCGUCGGCUUCGACGGCGACAUCGCCGUCUUCGACGACGAGGCUACCUUCGUCGUCGAGCCCAGCACCAUGCUGUUCCGCAACAAGUGCUCGCCGUACGAGCACAAGACGCUGCGCGGCGUCGUCGCCGAGACGUGGCUGCGCGGACAGAAGAUCUUCACCAGGGCCGACGGGUUCGUCGAGAAGUCUGGUCCGACCGGAAGGCUGCUUCUCGAGCCGCGCAAGCACAUGAUCGAGGAAGCUGCGUAG
Molecule: messenger RNA, 1545 nt
Organism: Lasiodiplodia theobromae
Lineage: Eukaryota; Fungi; Ascomycota; Dothideomycetes; Botryosphaeriales; Botryosphaeriaceae
Product: Allantoinase
Exons: 2
Coding region: 1-1545 (514 amino acids)
Biological process (GO): purine nucleobase catabolic process; allantoin catabolic process
Cellular component (GO): cytoplasm
Molecular function (GO): cobalt ion binding; allantoinase activity; zinc ion binding
Source: RefSeq, a predicted model, not a curated record